This is a messenger RNA of Gaeumannomyces tritici R3-111a-1, 1866 nucleotides long. RefSeq lists its product as hypothetical. NCBI's taxonomy places the organism in Eukaryota, Fungi, Ascomycota, Sordariomycetes, Magnaporthales, Magnaporthaceae. The coding region runs from base 1 to 1866 and encodes 621 amino acids. The record is from RefSeq and is a predicted model, not a curated record. The transcript has 3 exons.
AUGGGCCAAGGAUCAGCGCAAGGUAAAAUACCCGGCCGGCUUCCAUUGGACAGGCCAGAAGUCCGAUUCCAGGAUCUUUCCAAACUCUCAGGCAGCCGCGACGACUUUACUCGACGACUUACAACUCACCACAUCUGGAAGAUUCAACCAUUCCUCAACACCCAGGGCACCCCAUACACCGCCGCCAGCGCUGCCGCGGACUGGACGAGAUGCUUCGUCACAGAGGAACAUGCGGACCGGGACGAGAUAGCUCGCCGAUGCGCACAACUGGAGAUGAGAAUACCGGGAGGACUUUCAACCGCGCGUCGCAAGCUGACUGGCGACCAGCGUGCCCAGAUAACAAGGCUGGAGGAGGACCUUGCCCGCGACGAGCAAAGGGCCUCCCCAGGCAGGCAAAACUUCGCUUGGCACGUCGAACAGCUCGAGGUCGUCAGGCCAGCAAAUCACAUGGGCCUGUUCGAGACGGCACGGAAGAAGAGAAAGCAAGCAUGGGACGUAUCCGCAAUCCUCGUAUUUUGUACGCGCCGUCCCGCAGAUGGCGUGGAUGUGGCGGAGCUCUUUUACACGACCACCACCUCUGCACGUGGAAACGAGCUCCCAGUCUACACAAAGAUAGCCCGGCGCCAUCUUUCAUUGGAGACCCUAAAAACGUUCAACAUCUCUUUUGAAAUCGACCCACAGAACCGUCCGCCCUUCUGUGGCCGUCACCUUUUGGUGUCCCGCCAGCGUGGUCUUCUGCAGAAGCAGGUCCCCUUCAGAAUGGAUCCUAGUUACUUCAUCAUCAAACGCUGGGUACCUGAAGAGGAGCAGGAGCGGCUCUGGCAACACACCCGGACCAUUCGCGAUAGACGAGGCGUAUCCACUCCCAUGGACAUCCCCCAUCAGGACCCUGACGCGGCCCCAGCUCUCGUGAGGCAAGAGGAUGACAAUUACGGCCCGAGCGAUACCUUAUCUUCGGUCGCUUCCGUGGUGACUAACGGCGAGGUUCCCCCUAGACUAUCACGUCUUCGAAGCCGGUACGAGCCGGAGGGGGCGAUGCGGCGCCAGAUGGAACUAGAGAAGAGGGCCCGACACGAAAAAGACCUGAAGGCAAAGAUUCGACAGGAGGAGGAGGCUAAGGAGGAGGCGAUGCGGCGUGAGAGGGAAAAGAGGGCCCAACACCACAAAACCCAAGAGGAAGAGGCCCGACGCCGCAAAGAGGCCGAAGAGGAAUCCCGACGCCUCAAGGAGGCAGAGGAGUAUGCCAAGCGCCGAAACCUUUUGGAGGAGGAGGCCCGACGCCGUAAGGAAGUGCAUGAAGCCACCCGGCGCCAGCGGGAUGUGACAGAGGAGGAUGUCAAACGCCGAAGGGAUCUAGAAGCAGCCGAAAUCCGUCAGAGGUACGAGCGAGAGCAGGCCCAACGCAGAAGCGAGCUCGUGGAAGCCGAAAUGCGUGAGAGGUAUCAGAGAGAGCAGGCCGAACGCCGGAAAGACCUGGAUGGGAGAGUCACGCCUGUUCCCGCUCAGACGAGACCGAUCAUCACCCAUAACGGGUUGAGGAGUCAGAUGGCGUCGAGACCUAGCGAGUCGAGCCGAACCCCAGCAAACUUUUUGCAGACUACUAAGCCAGCGGGCCGAGGCCGCCGUAACUCCAUGAGCCGGACAGACGACUCCGACUCCACGGCCGAGGAGGACGACGACAUCGUGGCGAGGCUCCUGUCGCAGUGGACACCUGCGAGAGUGGAGGGUGCCGGCACACACGAAAACGGAAAAGCUUCCCAAGGGGCGGGCCGGGCAUCCGAUGCCGAUGUUGCUGCCGACGGCCUCCCCGAAGCACACCACGCUGAUCACCCUACCCGCAGUCGGGACCGCUCGAGGCAGCGCUAG